AUGUAUCUACAGGACUUUGAUGGUGAACUUGACCCUCCAUUAACAAAAGAACAGGAAACAAUUACUUUAUUUCAGACAGAUCUGUGCAGAUCUUGGAAAUUAAACUACAAGGAGGAAGUUAAUAACCAUGGUAUGAAAUGUCGUCGUUUCUCUGCCAUGGAAUCUGUGCUUGCUAAUGGUACAGACAACCCAGAAAACAGUUGUUUUAGUACAAGAAGACUUCUUCCAUCUGGUGUCAUGGAUCUAAGUCCAUGUCGAUAUGACACUCCAGUGGCACUGUCAUUUCCUCAUUUCUAUCUUGCUUCACCCUCUUACCUUAACGAUGUAGAAGGUCUGAAACCUAAUGCAUCUCAUCAUGAGUUCUUCCUCGACAUUCAUCCGAUGUCAGGCAUAUCAACAAGUAUUGGUGCUCGUAUUCAGCUUAAUGCCAUCUUGGAGCAAGAUAAAAAGAUAAGGCAGUUUUCUAACAUCACUGAACUGGUGUUACCAGUAUUGUGGCAGGAAGUGUCUGGUUAUUUGACAGAAGAACUGGCAGAUGAAUUGUUAAAAGACCUGGAAGACCCUCUCAUUUAUGGAGCUGAUUUUGCCUACUGUUUCCUCGCUAUUGGUGUUGUGCUGUUACUAGUAGCAUGUACCCUGUUAAUUUAUCAUUGGUUUGACAUGAGAAGGCAAUCAAGACAAGGGUCUCCCCUUUUGAUUUAUGAUGAUGUGGAUGAAGAGGGAACACAUUCCACUGAAGAUGGGGUUUCCCCAAAGACAAAUGAUCAUUAUGAUGGAGCUGCAUGAUAAUUGAAAAAUAAUGAUCUCUUUCCCAGAUAUAAGUUUUUACAGAUAACGGUGGUCAGAGUUAGAUUUAAUUCUUUUCCGAUGAAUGAUGACAUACAGUUAGUUGAAAAUACAGAAAAAAAUACUUUGUCUUUACAUCAGUUAAAAAAAAUAUAUUUGUAGCUAACCCUGAAAGGUAUAUUGUGUGAGGCUAGAAGCAUUGUUAAUCUUGCGUGUGAUAUUAGUAUACCAAAGUAUGAUAUAGCAAGGAUUAUUUUUUUGUACUUUACUUCAAUAUGAAAAUUAGUGACCUUACUAGAAUAAGAUUUUUUGUUUUAAGAGAAAUAGUUUUUAUGGUACUAUACAGAACUAAUUAGGUAGUAUACAUAUAUACAUAAGUUUUAUAGACAUGUGCUUUGAUAUACUGAUAUAUUAAUUUGUAUGUAAUCAAGAUUGCAUAUUCCUUAUACUAGGACAAACUUUAGUCAUUAUUUAAUAUCAGAAAAAACUGAUAACUGAUUGAUUGAUAAUUUAUAUUUCCACAAAAAAACAGUUUCUGAUCACUCUAAUUCUCACUUUUUUUCCCCUCUUAUAAAUUAACAUUACUUCUAUUAUAUUUUUUAAAUUGUUAUGUUAACAUUUGAGACUAGGUAUUUAAUACUGAGUUUCACGUAUUCCUACUGAUCAUCACACUUGGAAUGUCUCCGCAGUACGUGUUAUAGACUUUUUAUGUAACAAUCUUGAAUAGAAAAGUUGAGAACUUCACAAAUUCCAUUUAUAUAAAACCUAAUUUUUUAUGUAACAGAUUCUGUGGUUCAGAUAAACCUAUAAAAAGUUUUCAUAAUUUGUUUUGUUUAUCUGUCCUUUUUUAUUUUGGUAAAGUUUUUAAAAAAAAGCACCAGACAAAAAUUAUGUGUUGUUGUUUAGUAUUUUCCAUAAAUGUAAAUAGUGUGAUUAAGACUGAGACAUAUUUACAUUACAGUAACAAUUGUACUUAUCUGCAAAUUCAGUUAAAAAAAAUUACUUACUUAAAAGAUUAAGUAUUCUAUGCUUAUAGACUAUACCAAAAAAUAUAUACUGUAGAUAAGCCUAAAUCAGAUUGAUCUGAUAGAGGUUUUUAAUUUUGUAAACAAUCGCAUUAUAUACCAAGACAUCAGCUGACACAGUACAUGAUGAAAGUUUAUUAUUUUUUUCCAAGUAAAAAGCUUCAUUUGAUCUGAUUAUACCUUGCUUAUUUUUGGGUUUGCUUUUUCUUUACUUCUUUUUUUAGAUUAAUUUAUGUCAUUGAAUGUCAAGUAGUUUUUAACAA
Limulus polyphemus (Atlantic horseshoe crab) is the source of this 2074-nucleotide messenger RNA. RefSeq names its product protein peste-like. Gene Ontology annotation, cellular component: cytoplasm; membrane. The transcript has 8 exons. Bases 1 to 786 code for a protein of 261 amino acids. NCBI's taxonomy places the organism in Eukaryota, Metazoa, Arthropoda, Merostomata, Xiphosura, Limulidae. Gene Ontology annotation, molecular function: scavenger receptor activity. The record is from RefSeq and is a predicted model, not a curated record.